AUGGGUAAGGAGGAGAAGCCGCAUAUCAACGUCGUGGUCAUCGGCCACGUCGACUCCGGCAAGUCUACGACUACCGGUCAUCUGAUCUACCAGUGCGGUGGUAUCGACAAGCGUACCAUCGAGAAGUUCGAGAAGGAAGCCGCUGAGCUGGGCAAGGGCUCCUUCAAGUACGCAUGGGUUCUUGACAAGCUCAAGGCCGAGCGUGAGCGCGGUAUCACCAUCGAUAUCGCUCUUUGGAAGUUCGAGACCCCCAAGUACUACGUCACCGUCAUUGACGCUCCCGGUCACCGUGACUUCAUCAAGAACAUGAUCACGGGCACGUCGCAGGCCGACUGCGCUAUCCUGAUCAUUGCUGCUGGUACGGGUGAGUUCGAGGCUGGUAUCUCCAAGGAUGGCCAGACCCGCGAGCACGCCCUGCUGGCCUACACCCUUGGUGUCCGGCAGCUCAUUGUCGCCAUCAACAAGAUGGACACCACCAAGUGGUCUGAGGCCCGUUACCAGGAGAUCAUCAAGGAGACCUCCAACUUCAUCAAGAAGGUCGGCUACAACCCCAAGACCGUUGCCUUUGUGCCCAUCUCCGGCUUCAACGGCGACAACAUGCUGGCUGCCUCCACCAACUGCCCCUGGUACAAGGGCUGGGAGAAGGAGGGCAAGAGCGGCAAGGUCACCGGCAAGACUCUGCUUGAGGCCAUCGAUGCUGUCGAGAUGCCCAAGCGCCCCACCGACAAGCCCCUGCGUCUGCCCCUCCAGGACGUCUACAAGAUUGGCGGUAUCGGCACAGUCCCGGUCGGCCGUAUCGAGACGGGCAUCAUCAAGCCCGGUAUGGUCGUCACCUUCGCUCCCUCCAACGUCACCACGGAAGUCAAGUCCGUCGAGAUGCACCACGAGCAGCUUACCGAGGGUGUCCCCGGUGACAACGUCGGCUUCAACGUCAAGAACGUCUCCGUCAAGGAGAUCCGUCGUGGUAACGUCGCCGGUGACAGCAAGAACGACCCGCCCAUGGGCGCUGCCUCGUUCAACGCUCAGGUCAUUGUCCUGAACCACCCCGGUCAGGUCGGUGCCGGUUACGCCCCGGUUCUGGACUGCCACACUGCCCACAUUGCGUGCAAGUUCGCCGAGAUCCUUGAGAAGAUCGACCGCCGUACCGGCAAGUCGGUUGAGAACAACCCCAAGUUCAUCAAGUCUGGUGACGCCGCCAUCGUCAAGCUGGUGCCCUCCAAGCCCAUGUGCGUUGAGGCCUUCACCGACUACCCGCCCCUGGGCCGCUUCGCCGUCCGUGACAUGCGCCAGACCGUUGCCGUCGGUGUCAUCAAGUCCGUCGAGAAGGCCGCUGCUGGUGCCGCCAAGGUCACCAAGUCGGCUGCCAAGGCUGCCAAGAAAUAG
Molecule: messenger RNA, 1383 nt
Organism: Grosmannia clavigera kw1407
Lineage: Eukaryota; Fungi; Ascomycota; Sordariomycetes; Ophiostomatales; Ophiostomataceae
Product: translation elongation factor 1 alpha
Exons: 4
Coding region: 1-1383 (460 amino acids)
Biological process (GO): translation; translational elongation
Molecular function (GO): GTP binding; translation elongation factor activity; GTPase activity
Source: RefSeq, a predicted model, not a curated record